Molecule: messenger RNA, 1440 nt
Organism: Arctia plantaginis
Lineage: Eukaryota; Metazoa; Arthropoda; Insecta; Lepidoptera; Erebidae
Source: the annotation of a GenBank genome assembly
AUGUUUUGUUCUUUUUGUUUGACCAUACUAGAUCCAACAUGGAUAGAACCGAAAGCUGAAAUUCUUGAAGGAACGUCCAUUAUAAUAAAUUACGGUAACCAAGCAACUCUGGCGUGUAAAGUGGUAGGAUACCCAACGCCAACAGUUUGGUGGGAAGAUAACGAGGAUAACUCAACGCAAUCAGAUAGUGUGCUGUUAGAAAUACCAUCAUUGUACAUAAGCUACUAUAACAUCGAAAACGUAACCACAAACAUUACAGUUUUUUGCAAAUGCAGGAACUCCAAAGGCGAAGACUCCCAGCGGAUAGACGUGAUUGUUCACAGACCAUUCACGUUCGAAGUUUUGCAAACACCUGAAGAUACUACGGUAGAGUACGGUAAAGAAGGUAGGCUGUUCUGUCAAGUGUCUGCAUACCCAGAAGCUGAAAUCAAAUGGUACCAUAACCACACUAUUGUCACGAAAGAAGAAGAUUUAGAAGUGUUGUCCGAUGAAAACGCUCUUCUUAUUAAAAACAUGAAUGUAGACAAAACCGGUGAUUACGAAUGUGAAGUGAGCAACACAAUGCACACUAAAACUUACAAUGCUGCUGUGACUAUCUCGGGGAUGGAGGCGCCACAAGUAGAAGUAGAUAACUCAAAUAUAACUCUGCACCCAGGGGAUUUCAUUGAUCUUGAAUGCAGAGUAAUAAGAGGAAAACCCACGCCAGUGAUUGUUUGGAAAUUUAUUUCUAAAGAUGACUUUGAAGUUAUGUUACCGGAAGGUGUAACUUUGGAUAAGGAGAAACUUAAAAUAACAGCAGCGCAAAGUGAACAUAACGGAGUGUACCGAUGUUAUGCCACUAACUCGGAAGGGCGCCAUUUCGCUGAUAUUGCAGUAACAGUACAAUAUCCGCCUAUCAUAUCAGAUAAUGGGGCCACAGAAUUAGAAGUAAAAGAAGACGAUAAUGUUGUACUCCAGUGUGAUGUAACUGGUUCACCGGCUCCAACCGUGUGGUGGGAGAGGUCACAGAAUGGUGUCAUCGUACCAUUGGACCACAGACACCAUACAGACAACAACAAUGAACAUAGGUUCAAAGCAUUGGAUACGGACUCCGGAAAGUAUCACUGUGUCGCUGAAAAUUUUCUGGGCAAAGUGAACAAAACUAUCGUUGUCAAGGUUUUAGUGAAGCCGUACAUUGAGGCCCCAGCAUCAACAACAAGGACUGUAAGAGCUGGCCAAUCUAUUAAUUUAGCAUGCAAUAUUAAGUUUGGCAACCCUGAGCCUUCUACUAAAUGGCAAUUCAUAGCAUUAGACUCUAGUUCUAGCGUCUUGCAAAGGGGUACUUCUUCCCUUCCUCUACGUAUAAACAAUGUGCGUCAUUCCAACGAAGGAUUGUACAAGUGUAUUGCAGACAACAUCGUUGGCACAGACAGUAUAAGCAUUAAUGUAACAGUGAUAUAA